CGUGUCGUCCUCCGAGUUUCCUUUCCCGGGAUUGAAAAAUAAACAAUCACUGCUUCAACAAGACCAAGAGCUCCUGCAGCAGCGACUGAUUCUCGCGCCAGCCGGGAGCCUGCCGAUCUCCCCGGCUGGGGAGCAGCUGCAGCAUGAUGCACCGGAGCCUGUAUCCUGCGCAAAUAUAUCGUAUUCGUAUGAAAAUUGCAGUCAUGCAUUACAAGUCUUUUCUUUAAGGUAGAACCGCAUUACAAAUUUUAUUUCUCAUGCUGAGGAGAUUUGUAAUGCAUUUAUAUGAGGACGAUACUUUUGCAAUGCAUAGCCUGGGUUUUUUGACCACUCGCACGAAUCGAGCCCGGCACGGUCGGUG
This is a messenger RNA of Amoebophrya sp. A120, 361 nucleotides long. The record is from the annotation of a GenBank genome assembly. Lineage: Eukaryota; Dinophyceae; Syndiniales; Amoebophryaceae.